CGAAACGGACCAAUCAGCAUUCGCCAUCUGGGGAUAAAAUUUCCACGGAGACCAAACACGGAUCGAAUUUAAAAACAAUGAAAUUUAUAAAUUGAAAUAAUCAGUGUUUGAGUGCAAGUGCUGUGGCUCUAAGAUGUUUUUGUAACUAAAUACAAAAUAAUUGAAUUUGAUGAAUUGUUUUGAUAAUAAUGCAAUUUGAUAAAAAGUAAAUGUUAUAAUUGGAAAUUAAUAUGUAUCUCAUAAAAUUCAUAUUACUUAAUGUGUAUUUGUCCACUUUGUGUUCUGCUGGAAGGGACUUCUAUAAAAUAUUAGGCGUUUCAAAGUCUGCUACUUUACAUGAAAUCAAAAAAGGGUAUAGGAGAUUAGCUAAAGAAUUACAUCCUGAUAAGAAUCAAAAUGAUCCUGAAGCAUCUCAAAAAUUUCAAGACUUAGGAGCAGCUUAUGAAGUUCUCUCCGAUGAAGAAAAACGAAAAAAGUAUGAUAGAUGUGGAGAAGAUUGUCUUCAAAAAGACGGAAUGAUGGAUGGUAGCAUGGAUCCUUUCGCUAGUUUUUUUGGCGAUUUUGGUUUUCACUUUGGAGGAGGUGAACAAAGACAUGAAACCCCCAAAGGAGCUGAUUUAGUAAUGGACAUAUUCGUUACAUUGGAAGAUUUGUAUAGUGGUACUUUCAUUGAAAUAACGAGGAAUAAACCUGUCAUGAAACCAGCCAAGGGUACCAGGAAAUGCAAUUGUAGGCAGGAAAUGAUCACUAGAAAUUUGGGGCCUGGGCGUAUCCAAAUGAUGCAACAGACUGUGUGCGAUGAGUGCCCUAAUGUCAAGUUGGUUAAUGAAGAGAAGAUACUAGAAAUGGAGGUAGAACCAGGAAUGGUUGAUGAGCAGGAAACUAGAUUCAGGGCUGAAGGAGAACCACAUUUGGAUGGUGAUCCAGGAGAUCUCAUUAUCAAAAUUAAAACUCAACCACAUUCUGUGUUUGAAAGGAGAGGAGAUGAUCUAUACACUAAUAUCACCAUUAGUUUACAGG
Messenger RNA from Leptinotarsa decemlineata (Colorado potato beetle), 1020 nucleotides. RefSeq names its product DnaJ heat shock protein family member shriveled (gene shv). The record is from RefSeq and is a predicted model, not a curated record. Gene Ontology annotation, molecular function: misfolded protein binding. Gene Ontology annotation, biological process: protein maturation; protein folding. Lineage: Eukaryota; Metazoa; Arthropoda; Insecta; Coleoptera; Chrysomelidae. Gene Ontology annotation, cellular component: endoplasmic reticulum.